AGGACAGGCAAAAGGAGUGAAAUAUGAACCAUUAUCUAUAUUAAAAAAAAGAAGCAGAAGAAGAAAAUAUAGAAAAAGAGAGCAAAGAAAUAUUUAUAACAGUGCAUUAAGUAAUCACUCUCCCAAGUAAAUUGUGUAGUGUAAGCAAAACGCGACCAACUGUCAUAUAAAUUCAGCUACUUCUCCUCCACUGUGUUUUAAUCAAUAAAAAUAAAAUACAUCAAACUAAUGGAAUAUUUGCGUUUUUCAUCAGUUGUUACCGUUUCUCACUAUUAAAUAAUAAGAUAUUCUACUUUAGAUUACAUCAGAAGAAGAAAAGUGCGCGCGUGCGGCCCACAUAAAAAAAAACGUGAAAAAGAAAACAAGAAUAAGAAUAUUUUAAUACUCGGUGUGCGGUGUAGUAGUUUGAUAAAUUGCUCGAAACAACACGAAUAAAGUUAAUUAAAUCUUUCAGCGCACAUAGUUAAAACGUACACAAACAAAAGUAGUGAAAAUGGGUUGUGAAUUGAGUAAAUUAGCCAGUAGUGGUCCAAAGGGAUCAGAUAAAAAUCGUAAUUUUGAUUGCGAUAAUCCAAAUACACAAGUAGUGCCAAAAUCUGAUCCCCGAUUGCCACUUAAUCCAAAGCAAAAGUAUUCGAUGAUUGCUUCGUGGAAGGGCAUAAGUCGUGCGAUGGAGCAGACCGGUGUCAACAUGUUCGUCAAACUCUUCGAAGAAAACGCCGAACUCCUAUCCCUCUUCGACAAAUUCCAAGAGCUCAAGACGCGCGAACAACAAGCCACUUCCGAAGAGCUCGCGGAACACGCGACCAAAGUCAUGGAAUCGCUAGACGAGGGUAUCCGUAGUUUAGAUGACGUAGAUGCGUUUUUAAAUUUUGUCCAUCAAAUUGGUGCAUCACACACCAAAAUACCCGGAUUUAAAGGAGAAUAUUUUUGGCGCAUUGAAAAGCCGUUUUUGGAUGCCGUGCAGCAGACGCUGGGCGAUCGAUACACAGAGAACGUUGAUGGUAUUUAUAAAAUAACAAUUAAGUUUAUCAUAGAGACACUAAUAGCUGGUUUCGAAAGCGGGUCCGCCAACAAUGACACUACGAAGAGUAAAGAAUCCAAUAGUAAAAGUAAUUCGUGA
Messenger RNA from Culicoides brevitarsis, 1123 nucleotides. RefSeq names its product neuroglobin-like. Lineage: Eukaryota; Metazoa; Arthropoda; Insecta; Diptera; Ceratopogonidae. Gene Ontology annotation, biological process: response to hypoxia; oxygen transport. The transcript has 3 exons. The record is from RefSeq and is a predicted model, not a curated record. Gene Ontology annotation, molecular function: oxygen binding; oxygen carrier activity; heme binding. Bases 494 to 1123 code for a protein of 209 amino acids.